GUGUCAGGGAGCAGUGAUGUCCACAAACAGAAUUGUGUUUGGUUGUUUGUCUCACACCAGAAAUGCAAGUCUGAGGACCUGAUUUCCGGCCUGGCCAGGUCCAGUGCAGACGCAGUGUUGAAGUUUGAGCCCUUUGUUCUCCAUGUUCAGUGUCGGCAGCUGGAGGAUGCUCAGCUGGUGCACUCAGUGGCCAUUAACUCAGGCUUCAGAAACUCUGGUCUUACUGUCAGCAAGACGGGAAAGAUCCUCACGGCGGUCCGUAGCACCCACGGUCUGGAGGUUCCUCUCAGCAGUAAAGGGAAGCUCCUGGUUGACCACGACUACAUCCAUUUCAUAACAAAUAUUGCAAACAAAAAGAUGGAGGAGAAUCUUAGACGGAUACAAAGGUUUCAUCAGAAUCUCCAGUCAGCCCUGUCCAGAGAUCAAAUCAAAGAACUACAAACUCCUGAUACUGAAAUCUCACAGGAACUACAAGAUCAUCUUCACACAGUGGAGGCAGAGGAGGAGGGGGGAGAAAAACAAAAGGAAGAGAAGCAAACAACUGUUUAUAAACGGAGGCGGAAGAGAGAGCAGCACUGUCAGACUGAUUGUUGCCAUGGUGACGGGUCUAGCAGUGCACCAGAUUUGGAGGACUGUCUUGAUCUGUUCACAUAAACCAGCGGCUGCACAAACAUGCUUCUUCCAUCACUGGCAGGGUAAAAGUGUUGCUCUUUUUAUCACUGAUUUAUUGUUAAAAAAACGGAGGCCUGUGUCAAAUACAGAAAACCAAACUGCUUUGCAGGUUGAAGUCGUGUGUAAGAUUAAAAUAAGUUGAAAAGACAUUCCACACACUACUCUUGCUCAGUAUCACCAAUUUAAUAGCAAAAUCACAACGUUUAGAAUGUCCGACGUGUAGAAACAGACUCCUAAAAGAGCGUUCAGUCAGGUGAGUUUCAGCGCUCACAUCACUCAUGUCAUGUUAUAAUAAUAAUAAAGAUCAUAAAAGCACAGCUUAUUUACAAUCUAUCAUGAAUAAGAACAUUAAUUAUAUUGCAAAAAGUCACACAUCUAUUGAAAGAAAACAUGAUUCUUCCUGGUAUGAAUGGCAUCUCCUUUUAUUUAUUAUUUUGAUAAAUAUUGUGACAAUAAAACUGACAUUUCACUGUAACUACA
Labrus bergylta (ballan wrasse) is the source of this 1152-nucleotide messenger RNA. The record is from RefSeq and is a predicted model, not a curated record. NCBI's taxonomy places the organism in Eukaryota, Metazoa, Chordata, Actinopteri, Labriformes, Labridae.